AUGGUCUCCUCCAAGUCACUCCUCGUGAGCUUCAGUCUCGUCGCUGGCACCCUAGCACAAUCCUGUUGGCGCAACGCAACCUGCACACACCCGACAGAAGCCUCCUUCCCCGGGCCCUGGGACGCGAACAACUUCGCACCCGAAUCCCGCACCGCGCGACCCAAAUCCGUCCUCUCCCUCUCGACCGGCGAACCCCUCGCCGCGUUUACCUCCUCCUUCUCCUCGCCCUCCGCAGUUCAAGUACUGAAGGGUAAUGGCUCGGCGCUUGUGUUCGACUUUGGCGUCCUUGUCGGCGGCGUCACGACGGUGAAUUACACCCUCACCGGUGCCGGCCCCGUGACUCUCGGCCUCGCCUGGACUGAAGCGAAGAACUGGAUCGGCGAGUACUCGGACAACUCCAACGGCAACUACCGCGGGCCCGGCCAGGCCCUCAUCUCGGACGACGGCGCACUCUUCCACGACGUGGCCGCCCCGGGCCAAGGGUCCUACACCGUCCCGCUGGCCCGCCUCCGCGGCGGUUUCCGAUACCUCACCCUGUAUCUCGUGACCACCACCGGCAACUCCACAACCUCGGCGGAGGGCGCGACGCUCUCCAUCGACGACGUCUCGCUCGAGAUCGUCUUCCAGCCAACCUGGUCCAACCUCCGCGCCUACCAGGGCUACUUCCACUCCUCCGACGACCUCCUCAACAAGAUCUGGUACAGCGGUGCCUACACCCUCCAGACCAACGCCGCGCCUCCCGAGACGGGCCGCGUGCUGACCGAGGACAUCUGGGACGGCGGCUGGUCCAACGACGCCUGGCUCGGCGUCGGCUCGUCCCUCCUCCUCGACGGCGCCAAGCGCGACCGCUGGAUCUGGCCCGGCGACAUGGGCGUCGCCGUGCCCUCGGCCUUUGUCAGCACCGGCGACCUCGAGUCCGCCCGCAACGCCAUCCAGACAAUGUUCGACUUCCAGCGGCCCUCGGGCAUCUUCCCCCGCGCCGGGCCGCCCUACCUCGACGCCACCAGCGACACCUAUCACAUGUGGACCAUGAUCGGCGCCUACAACUACGUCCUCUUCUCGGGCGACCUGGCCUGGCUCGCGAGCAACUGGGCCACCUACCUCCGCGCCAUGGACUACAUCUACGCCAAGGUCCUGCCGGCCACGGGCAUCCUCAACGCCACGGCCACGGGCGACUGGGCGCGCUACAUCAACUCGAUGAACGGCAGUGCUCCCAACAUGCUCCUCUACCGCACUCUCACGACGGGCGCCUUCCUUGCCGAUCUCGCCCCCGUAAGCAACGGCUCCAACUCCUCCUCGACGACGACGACGUCGUCAGGGACGGCGGCGAACCUCACCGAAACCUGGCUCUCGCGCGCCGAGACCCUCAAGGAGGCCAUCAUGACGCACCUCUGGGACCCCGCCAAGGGCGCCUUCAUCGACGGCUACAAGAACCGCACGCUCUACCCGCAGGACAGCAACAGCUACGCCGUCGCCUUCGGCGUCGUCGACCCCUCGGGCGCCGAGGCGGCGUCCAUCUCGCGCGUGCUGACGGAGAACUGGACGCCCAUCGGCCCCUCGUCGCCCGAGCUGCCGGGCAACGUGUCGCCCUUCAUCUCGAGCAUCGAGCUCGAGGCGCACUUCGUCGCGGGCCGCCCCGACCGCGCGGUCCAGCUGAUGCGCGACAGCUGGGGGUGGUACCUGCAGCACCCCAACGGCACGGGUUCGACGGUGAUUGAGGGGUACCUCGCCGACGGCACCUUUGGGUACCGCAGCACGCGCGGGUACACGAACGACCCGAGCUACGUGAGCCACGCGCACGGGUGGAGCAGCGGGCCGACGAGCACGCUGACCGAGUACCUUGUCGGUUUGCGCGUGACGCGGCCGGCGGGCGCCGCGUGGAGCCUGAGGCCCGCGUUCGGCGAGGUGCCGGAGGCCCAGGCCGGCUUCACGACGGCGCUGGGGCGGUUCAGCGCCCGGUGGAGGGUCGAGGGCGCCGUCGCCACGGUGGAGUGGGACGUACCCGAGGGCACGAGGGGAUGGGUGGAGCUCGGGGGCGAGGAGGGGAGGUGGGUGGACGGCGGGAAGGGGACGGCGAGCGUCCGGGUGAAGGGGUCUUGUGGUUCACGGUCCAAGAGACGGGAAAGGCUCGUCUCGAGCGAGUGA
Colletotrichum higginsianum IMI 349063 is the source of this 2145-nucleotide messenger RNA. Its product is annotated as bacterial alpha-L-rhamnosidase domain-containing protein. Lineage: Eukaryota; Fungi; Ascomycota; Sordariomycetes; Glomerellales; Glomerellaceae. Bases 1 to 2145 code for a protein of 714 amino acids. Gene Ontology annotation, biological process: carbohydrate metabolic process. The transcript has a single exon. The record is from RefSeq and is a predicted model, not a curated record.